Messenger RNA from Psylliodes chrysocephalus, 1290 nucleotides. The record is from the annotation of a GenBank genome assembly. Lineage: Eukaryota; Metazoa; Arthropoda; Insecta; Coleoptera; Chrysomelidae.
AUGUCGGCCCCCAGACGUAGCCAACGAAACAAAAGCAAACCGGACAUCCCUAAUACAAGCAAAGCCAAGAAGAAAAAUCCUGUGAAGUUAAAGCACUCUCAGAAAAAAAUUGCCAAAUCUAACGACAUACAAAAAACUGUUAAUUUAAAUGAACAUUCCGUAACACCUAUUCACAUAAAACGUUUCGUGUGUAAGAUAUGUAAAAAACGAUUUGAUAGAAAAUUUUUGUUCAAGAAACACAUGUUCUUGCAUUCAAGGCGAAAUUUAAAUAGUGCCAGAAGGACGAAAUUGCGAAAGGAAUCGUUAAAAACUAUAGAAAAUAUCCUGUCAAAGUUUGAAGUCGAAGCUGUUUCAGUUAAAGACAUACCAGAAAUUGUUUCACUUAAAGACAUAGCAGAAACUAUUUUAGGUGAUGAACCAGAUACUUAUUUUGUUAAUGACGAACCAGAAAUUGUUUCAGUUAAAGACAUACCAGAAAUUGUUUCAGUUAAUGAUGUUUCAGAAACUAUUUUAGUUAAUGACGAAUCAGAAACUAUAUUGAUUAAUGAUGAACCAGAAACUAUUUUAGUUAAAGAUGAACCAGAAAUUGUUUCAGUUAAAGACAUAUCAGAACUUGUUUCAGUUAAAAAUGAACCUGAAACCAUUUUUGUUGGAGACGAACCAGAAGGUUCUGAUACAAAAAAUGAGAAAUCACCAGAAAUUAAAGUGAAGCUUACAAAGAGUGGGAAACGCCCAUAUAAAUGUACAAAAUGCCUUAAAGGUUUUGAGACAGAAAAGGCUUUUGAGGCACAUGCUCCAUGCAAAGGCAAACUGCCAGGAAAAAAAAGAUCUUGUGAAUAUUGUUUAAAAGUAUUUUUUAAAGCCUCCUCUUUAAAGCGUCACUACCUUGUCCAUUCUGAAGAAAAAACUGCAAAAUGCGCCAUUUGUAAUAAAAGCUUUAAGCACUCCUACAAUUUGACUAAGCAUAUGUUGUCACAUUUGAAUAUAAAGCCUUUCGAAUGUGAAGUAUGCACCAAAAAAUUUUCCAUCAAAGACGCAUAUAAGCGACAUAUGUUAAUUCAUUCCAUUCAAAAACCUUUUGAGUGCAUGAUUUGUAAAAAAGGUUUUAUUAGACAAGAACAAUUACAGCAACAUUUGAAGAUGAAUCAUUCUGAAAAAUCGCAAAAUCCAUUCACCUGCCUAAUUUGUAACAAGAUGUAUAAGAGGAAAUGUAAUUUGGUCCAACACCUGAAAGUUUGCCGUCCGGAUCAAUCUGAAGAAAUAGAAGAAAACAAUACAGAGGAUUUUUGA